Molecule: messenger RNA, 5720 nt
Organism: Thunnus maccoyii (southern bluefin tuna)
Lineage: Eukaryota; Metazoa; Chordata; Actinopteri; Scombriformes; Scombridae
Product: ribosomal protein S6 kinase beta-2-like
Exons: 16
Coding region: 278-1690 (470 amino acids)
Biological process (GO): protein phosphorylation; signal transduction
Molecular function (GO): protein serine/threonine kinase activity; ATP binding
Source: RefSeq, a predicted model, not a curated record
AUAAAUCAAAAAAGCAAUAGAGAUAAUAGACCUGAGUAACUAAGUAAAUAACUCAAAGGAAGAUUGACUCCUUGAGUGAUGACGUAACAGGUUAAAGGUCCAGGCAGAGAUAUCAACAGCAGGCAGCAUAGCUCCGUCUGGUAACUUAGCUGUGUAAAGUGUAACAAGAAUAAUGGCAGCCACUGCUAUCUAUGUAUAAAACACUGCCUUGCUUUUCAAUCUACCGGACUGUCAACUGUGAAAAGGAGUAACCAUUGGAUGAAGGUGCGUGAUCAGGAUGGCAGGAGUGUUCGACAUAGACUUGGAGACAGAGGACAUCAGUGAUACAGAGGAUGAUGUCUGUGACUUCACUGUGACAGAGCCAGAGAAUGUUCAGACAGAGGAAGUGGAGCUGACCAGUGAGAGCGUCAACAGAGAUAGUGAGAGAGUUGGACCUGAUUGCUUUGAGCUUCUCACUGUGCUGGGAAAAGGAGCGUAUGGGAAGGUUUUCCAGGUGAGGAAGGUUCAAGGUGCCCAGAUAGGGAAAAUAUUUGCCAUGAAGGUCCUGAAAAAGGCUAAGAUUGUGUGUAAUGCCAAAGACACGGCCCAUACGCGAGCAGAGCGUGAGAUCCUGGAGACGGUGAGACACCCGUUCAUCGUGGAUCUCCUGUACGCCUUCCAGACUGGGGGAAAACUCUACCUCAUACUGGAGUGUCUGAGCGGAGGGGAGCUGUUCAUGCAGCUGGAGAAGGAAGGCAUCUUCAUGGAGGACACUGCUUGUUUUUAUUUAGGCGAGAUCACACUGGCUCUAGGUCACCUCCAUUCUAACGGGAUCAUUUACCGAGACCUCAAACCUGAAAACAUCAUGCUCAAUCACCAAGGACACAUCAAGCUAACUGACUUCGGCCUCUGUAAGGAAUCCAUUCAUGAUGGAACCGUCACACACACCUUCUGUGGCACCAUAGAAUACAUGGCUCCAGAGAUCUUGACCAGGUUGGGUCACAACAGAGCAGUAGACUGGUGGAGCCUGGGGGCCCUGAUGUACGACAUGAUGACCGGAUCGCCUCCAUUCACAGCUGAAAACAGAAAGAAGACCAUUGAUAAGAUCUUGAAAUGUAAACUCAACCUGCCCCCAUACCUGACCAUCGAUGCCAGGGACCUCAUCAAGAAGCUGUUGAAGAAGAAUCCAUCCCAAAGACUUGGCUCUAGCAAAGCAGACUGUGCUGAUAUUCAGAAACAUCCAUUCUUCAAGCACAUCAGCUGGGAUGACCUGCUGAACAAGAGUGUGGAGCCACCAUACAAACCACAGCUGCACUCGGACGAGGACGUGAGCCAGUUUGACACCAGGUUUACCAGACAAACACCAGUGGACAGUCCAGAUGACACCUCACUCAGUCACAGUGCAGAGCUUGCCUUCGCUGGCUUCACCUACGUGGCUCCUUCGGUCCUAGAGAGUCUGAAAGAAGGCUUCUCAUUCGAACCCAGAACACGGCCUGUACGUCGACACAACAGCAGCCCACGCACACCCAUCAGUCCUCUGAAAUUUUCCCCAGCCGGACCCUUCAAGUCCAGCAUCGACGGAGAGUCAGACCUGUUCUCUCCCAACUCUCCACCAACAGCUCCAGUUUCCGUGCCGCUGGAGAACGGAGCUGCUAGUCAGCCUAUCAGGACCCCUGCCAGGAACAAGAAGCAGAAGGGACACCGGAGAUGAAGACCUUGGUCAGAUUAACAUUUUCUCUAGUAUAGGUAACAAGGGUCAAGGCAGGGAGCUGUGUUUUGAGUUUGCUGGUAUCAUAUUUUAUUUGAAGUGGUUUAACUUGGAGUCACUGAAAAGCCAACGUUUUUUUGAAAUUGAAAUCUUUGAAAAUGAAUACAGUACUACUUGGAGCAUACUGUUUGUCAUAGUGACUAUCUACAGGUAGAUUAAUCACUGGAGCAGCGUGGAAUUUCCAUGCUUUUAUUUUCCUCAAGCUAGUUCAAAGAACUUUAGUCUUAUUGUCUAUCACAGAUGAUAAAACAGACUUGACUGCAUAAAGCUUUAAUUUACAACUUCAUUAUGUCACUACAGAUCUGUCCCACUGUGGCACUAAUACAUGGGAAACACUGAAAAUAUUUUAUUCAAAUAGAACUAGAAAGAGAACAACAGAAGAGUUGAUAAACCAUUGAUUUUUCUUCACCAAAUUACCUAACUCUAUCGUGAGCAGUCGAGGUCAGCUAAGUGACUGAUUGAUUGGUAACAGUGUUUCAUUUUGUAUGUACAUGGUAGUAUAAUUACAGAAAAUUGAAGCUAUGAUAUAGAGUUUUCUGGGGUUUAAUUAGUUCAUCAGCUUUUAAUUAGUUCAUCAGAGUUUGUGCAAAGAGGUCGCCUAUCAUAGGCUGACGUUUUAAUUAAGAUAACUGAUGAAGGUCCACUUGAUUGAAGUCUUUUCCAUCACGGGUGAAGUGUGAAACUGACCUUCAGAUGUGAGGUUAUCAAGUAACUUGUGGCUACACAACCCGAAAGUAGUGAGAUUAGUUGUAUGUUGGGGUGGAACUGUAUCAUAUAGGAAUCUACUGAAUGAAAUGCUACAUCAGACAAAAAUAAUGUAUGUAAAUAAUGUAUCCAUGAAUGCCAAACUUGAUCUGUAGUGAACAUUUCUUAGAAAACAUGGCAACUAUCAUCGGUUUCUCAAUUCUCUGAGCUAUCUUAUCAGAGAAUCUUCAUGCCUACUGCCAAUGUUUUUCACAAAUGCUAUCCUCUUGUUGUACAAACGGACCAAUCACAUUAGAGUGGAGUGCACUUAACAAGAGGGAUAUACUCUGUGUUAAUGUGGAUAACCGGGAGGUUUUCAUCCUCUUAUCAUCCUUCCUCAAAUUAGCGCCUGUAUAGAAAUAAAAAAAGACCCGUGUUCACAUAAGGAUAGACAUCCGUACAGUCAGUACAAUAAACAGUCAGAACAGGCUGUAAAAAGAGGUGCUCUAAGAAAACAGAGGUAUAAUCUUGUAUAAAGAGUAUUUUGGGUUACCGAACAAACCUAUUUUUACAUAUGAAACCUAGGUCAAAUAGUAUUUAAAAAUAAAAUCUUCAAAUUCUAGAUAUUUUGAUGUGUUUGUUAUGGCCUGACAUACCUGUAAGGGGUGAUGCUGGGUUAAAUCACCACAAGCAACCUCAAUCAAACACUUAAUUCAGCACUUGGAUGGAUUACAAAGAGGUUAUAAGGUACUUUUGAUGCCAAAAUGUUUUAAGCUCUUUGAUUUUUUUUUUUUUUUUUUUUUGCAUCAAAAAGCUGAGAGGCAAAUGGACUAUAAGGGCACAUGUCACUAUAUCUUCUAUUACUGCAGUUAGAAAAACAGUGAAGCUUGUAUGUGUCUUAAGGCACUAUAACACGGGCAGCUCUUCAAGGCAGCAGAGACAAAAUAAUCUUGAGCAGUGAUUGUAAGUGCAAAUGUUACAAAUUAAUUUAGGAUAACAAAAUAUUAAUUUAUUGGCCAAAUCUAUAAUUAAUACAUCUUUAAAUUAUUGUUUCCAAUCCAGUGAUGUAUGUACAAUUUUUAAAAAAAAAAGACAUUUUCAUGAAUAGGAUUGUUUAAGAUCCUCAACAUUUCCUUACAUCUGUUGGAUAAAUCACCAAUUUUCUUCAAUGCCUUGUGAUGUCGACCAGGAUCUUUACUGGAGAAUAAAGAAUGUAUUUACCAGGUGAAAACUAUCCUUUGCAACUUACGGAGACUCAAAGUGUUCAUCUGUGUUAAUUUGACUCGGACUUUUUGGCCAUUUGGAGACAGCGCGACAUCAUAUGAAUAUAUACAGACACAAUAUUUAGUAUAAAAAUUAAAUACUGAAAUAAUCCAAUGCAUUUUUAAUGGUAGUCAGUUCAUUCUAGGGCUUUCACUUUUUGAACUAAUUUCCACCCUCCCCAUUUAAAAAUUAACUAAAAUUACCAACAGAAUGUGAAGAAAUAAUAGUUUGACAUUAUGUCAAAGACAUCUAUCUACUGUGUAGCAGAGAUAUCUACUGAAGUUAGCAUGUUAACCAGCUAGCCCUGGCCCACCCUAAUACCACUUUGUACCUCAAGAGGCGAUAGUGAGUCACUGUAGCGUCCAGUCUGCCCUCAGUCUAACAUGAGAGUAAGAAAUAGUAGCACUUCCUCUUCGAGGUUAGAUUUAUUCAAGCUAACAUUAGCUCAAUAUUAGCACUGAAUUGAUAUUGCUAUCCUACAUAGUUAAAGUCCUAGUUACCUAGCUAGCUAACAGAGCACUUAUAAUGCACUAUUGAUUUGGCACUAACAUAGCGUAGCAUAAAGGACACCCCAUAUUUCUGGUGAUAUGCUGCCCCCUGGAGUGUGGAGUAUGAAUUUGACAAUUCUUACACAUUGCACCUUUAACAAUGAAUGACAACAGCUAUAUUUUCAUUUGUCUUUUUUUUUUUUUUUGUUUUGUUUUUUUUCUUAACACCAGCCUAACAUCAUUCUUCCAGCAAUCGAAUGUCCAAUAGCUUUGAACUAAAAAUGCAGCAAGCAAGGUAAAACGUACAACUCACAGGCAAGCCGAACAGCCCGACUUCAUUGCUAUUGCAUAUUAGCCAGAAACAGACGUCUAUCAACUUGAUCUGGAUCAAGUGCGGCUCUCUUUUUAUUUACAAUAUUACCUGCCGAUGAGAACACCUGUUCAGAGUGUACAAAGGUUCCUGGUACACAGGUAUGAACGAGUCAGCUUUGAGAGUUGUGGGUAUCUAUCGCACCCUGUAUCUCUCCACCAAAGCAACCUCCUGAAUGGUGUCCCCCGUUUUUAAAGCCCCUUCUGCUGGAUCACAAGGCAAACUACUUCAGACAAUCUGUUGCGCUUAUGGCCUGUAAAUUUUGAAUUCGAACAGGUUAUUACAGUUCGAAUAUUACAUUUUUUCCCACAUUUGAAAAAAUGUUUGAAUUUUGCAUAAUUAGCAACAGCCCUAGCUCAGUAGCCAAACACGUGACUGGCCUUGCCCAGUUUGUCUUGAGUGACAGACAAAUACUUUGUGAUGAAAAGUGGCACAAUGAAAUGAAACAGUCACUGGGGUUGUUUGAAAAUGUUUGAUGUGAAAGCACACUUUGGAAAAAGGUCAUUUUUAAAUAAAAACUGAACACUUUGGGUCUCCAUAAUAUUGAGAUUGAGUUGCCUUUUUUUCCCCUUUUCUCAAAAGGAAGACUUCCAUUUUUCUGCUCCUGUUUGCAGGUCUCUCCUGCUCAUAGCGGUAGGAAACUGGUCUGACUCAGAAUGUCUUCCUAUCUUCCUUCAUUAGUACUGGAUAUAGCGUGUGUACAUGUUUGAUGCUGGGCUGUGAACAAACAGUUUGUACUCUUAACACUGCAGUUCAUAUCUGUAAUGACACUGUAACUAUACAGUGACAAAGUAUGUUGUACUGUUUUAAAUCACGGUAUAAUGCCAAGAUAAGUGCACCCAGGGCUGUUUUUUUUGAAUGAAAUCUAACAACUUGCUACAGUCUCAUAAAAUAUGCAGUUGGACAGCAGGAACAGCUGUUAAUUGUGUUGAGUUUUGUAUAUUUAUUUACAUAAAUAAUUAAAAAGUGGUAUACACAGUGCUGUGGAAGGAUUCUACACCUCUUGAGUUAAUAGGAAUUUUACAAAUGUAUAUUCUAAAAAUGUGAUUCAAAGAUGAUUGAGUGGACUUUAGCUAAUGUUUAUGAUCAUUGCUGCAUUUUUCUUUUGUGUCAUAUGUUCCUUCUGCUAACUGAUGAAGUGUUGAGAAUAAAAAUAUUGAUUGCUGAA